AUGGCAGACGUGCAACCACUAGUCAAGGACGACUUCUUCGCGGAUCCAAGCGGCCGGGUGUUCAAUAACAAGCUGUACAUCUAUGGCUCGCAUGACCGCAAGACAAGUAUCCCAGACGACGACAAUGGCUCGCAAUACGACAUGGCGGACUACCAUGUCCUGUCGAUGGACGAAAUCGGAGGACCUGUAACGACACACGGUGUUGCUUUCAAGGUUGCUGAUGUGGAAUGGGCUGCGAAGCAGUUAUGGGCACCAGACUGUGGCUCUAAGAAUGGCAAAUACUAUUUCUUCUUCCCUGCGCGAGAUCACGAAGGCGUGUUCAGAAUAGGAGUUGCGGUAAGCGAUCAGCCUGAAGGUCCUUUCAUUCCAGAAAAGGCACCUAUUGCUGGUAGCUACUCCAUAGAUCCAGCGGUGUUCAUCGAUGACGACUCACAAGCAUAUCUAUACUUUGGUGGUAUUUGGGGAGGACAACUGCAGUGUUGGCGAUCUGGAAAGUAUGAUGCAGACGUAUACCAAACAAUGGAGGCAACUGGUGAUGAGCCAGCUAUUAUGCCUCGAUAUGCCAAGCUCAGUGAAGAUAUGAAGAGCUUUGUUGGAGGGGUGCAGGAGUUGGUCAUCAAUGAUGAAGAUGGCAAGCCAAUUCACGCCAGCAAGCACGACAGACGCUUCUUUGAAGCUGCUUGGAUGCAUCGUCGAGGGAACAAGUAUUAUUUCAGCUACUCGACCGGAGACACUCAUUACAUUGUGUAUGCAAUGAGCGACUCGCCAACGGGACCUUUCACGUACGCUGGAAGAAUCCUUGAGCCAGUUCAAGGAUGGACAACACAUCACUCGAUUGUUGAUUUCAAGAACAAAUGGUGGCUCUGCUACCACGAUACAUCCAUUUCUGGCGAGAACCACCUUCGUUCUGCAAAGAUCCGAGAACUUGUAUACGACGAUGAAGGCCACAUCUCGCUGGCAACACCACAAUCAUAGCACUUUUAGCACGCCCAACCUCCAUCGAUAGCAUAAGUCGCUCCUGUAACGAAAGAAGCUUCAUCACUCAACAACCACGCAAUCAACUUGC
Molecule: messenger RNA, 1066 nt
Organism: Cercospora beticola
Lineage: Eukaryota; Fungi; Ascomycota; Dothideomycetes; Mycosphaerellales; Mycosphaerellaceae
Product: glycoside hydrolase family 43 protein
Biological process (GO): carbohydrate metabolic process
Molecular function (GO): hydrolase activity, hydrolyzing O-glycosyl compounds
Source: RefSeq, a predicted model, not a curated record